Molecule: messenger RNA, 1893 nt
Organism: Paramuricea clavata
Lineage: Eukaryota; Metazoa; Cnidaria; Anthozoa; Malacalcyonacea; Plexauridae
Source: the annotation of a GenBank genome assembly
AUGGAAACUCCCGAGUUUUUGGAAGAGAAAAGAGAUGAUGUGUUUUUUCUUACACGGCGAGACAAUGGGGACAGAAUUGAAAGAAAAAUACGAAGAAACCAAAUUUCGUUGGAGAGGCUUGCGAUAAUGUUUGAUGUAGGUAUUGAAAUAUAAAUGAUACAAUAUUUUAUCUGGUUUUGCAUACGCUUUCAGAUUUAUAAUAUUCCAUUUGGAAUUUAUGAAAGAGUUUUAACGUACACUAUAUAUUGAAACUCUAUAUUUCCAUAUCAAAUAAUGAAAUAAUAUAUUAACAAUAACAUUGACGAACUGAGAUUAACUUUUCAGAAUAUCAAUCCUUUAUUUAUUGGCAUAACAGAGACAUGGCUGGAAAGCUCUAUUGCGGAUUCGGAAAUCGAACUACCUGGAUUUUCCGUAAAUCGCCUUGAUCGGAAAGGAAACCGCAGGGGAGGAGGAGUCGCACUGUACUUAUCAAGUAACGUGAAAUACACCAGAAGAAAGGACUUAGAAGAAGAUUUUGAAGUAAUAUGGGUUGAAAUUAAACUGCAAAAAGCAAAGUUUUUAAUCGGAUGUGUAUAUCGGGCUCCAGAUGAAACUCUCCGGAUUUUCGAUUACCUUGACGAUGUUAUGAGAUAUGCGACAAGAAAUAAGCUAGAAGUCAUUAUUGUUGGUGAUCUUAAUUGUGAUUGUUUAAACGCAACUUUAAAACAAACAGAGAGGCUGUCAGAAUUUACAAUGGUCAACGAACUUGAACAGUUGAUAAAUGAACCUACCCGCGUUACGUCCACUACCAGUACUCUCAUUGAUGUCUUAAUCACUUCAACGCCUAAUUUGUUUAAGGACUCCGGAGUUAUGGAUAUAACAUUAAGUGACCAUUACCCUAUUUAUGGUGUUAUGCACGGUCCAGUAACCCAUUCCAAGAAACAUCGGAUAAUAACAACGCGUUCCUGGGAUGACAACAAAGUGAAUGCUUUUUUGGCUGAUCUGAAACACGCUCCGUGGAGCCUGGUUGAUUCUUUCGACAAUGUGGACAGUAUGUGUUCUGUAUGGGAAUCACUAAUGAAAUCCUUAAUUGACCAACAUUUCCCCUUAAAGCGAAAGCGUAUUCGAAGACAGACUCACCCAUGGCUUGAUAGCACUACACUCAAGCUCAUGAGAACACGUGAUCAAAUGCACAAAAAGGCAAAAAGAUCAGGACUGUCUCAGGACUGGAUCGAAUACAGACGCCUUCGUAACAAAGUAACCGAAAUAAACAGAAAGGCAAGAAAAGAUUACUUCAGAAACAAGCUUGAAGAAAAUCGUGGAAAGCCCAAAGCUUUCUGGGACACAUUACGUCUGAUCCUUCCAUCCAAGAAAAACUGCAAUGAAAUUGAAAGGUUAGUGGUUGAUGGUGAAGAGUUAAGUGACAAGCGUGACAUUGCUAAUUCUUUAAACGAAUAUUUUACAACAAUUGCAUCCUCGUUGUUAGCCAGUCACCAAUCCCACGAGUACCUAGCAGCUCCACAGCAGGAAAACGACCCGGUCAUUUCAAACAACACCUUUAAAUUUCGUGUCUUGAAUGAAGACGACGUUUUCAACGUCUUACAAACAAUGGAUAUAUCGAAAGCUACAGGAGCAGACAAUAUAUCGGCUAAAGUCUUGAAGACCGCUGCUCCGUAUAUCAGCAACGUUGUAUCUAAUAUAUUCAAUGCAUGCUAUCAGUACGGUCGCUUUCCAUCUUCGUGGAAAACGGCGAGAGUGACACCAUUGUUUAAAGGCGGGUCCAAGACUGAUCGUGACAACCGAAGGCCAAUUUCCGUUCUGCCCUGCAUAUCAAAGGCGCAAGAAAUGUUCGCCUGCCCUGCAUAUCAAAGGCGCAAGAAAUCUCGAUCUACAAGAAUUCGCAGCGGAGAAUAA